This is a messenger RNA of Lodderomyces beijingensis, 867 nucleotides long. The record is from the annotation of a GenBank genome assembly. NCBI's taxonomy places the organism in Eukaryota, Fungi, Ascomycota, Pichiomycetes, Serinales, Debaryomycetaceae.
AUGCCCACUUCCUUCUUGACCAAGUUGAAGUUCUACCUCAAGACGGUGAUAUUCGGUUCACUAGUCGCGGGGUGCGCCUUGUAUGGAGUGAUAGCCUCGCUAAUCUUGAGACUCAUCGGGAAAGUCGAGUAUGCGCAAUACACAGUUGCUCGAGCCUUCUACUACUCGUGUCGGUUCUUCCUCGGCAUCAACAUCAAGGUCAUCAAUGAGCACCACCUCAAGGAGUUGCCCGCUAUCGUGGUGUCCAACCAUCAGUCGGCAUUGGAUAUCCAUGUCUUGGGCAGAGUGUUCCAGCCCGGGUAUACCGUCACGGGAAAGGCCUCGUUGAAGUGGGUUCCCUUUCUCGGCUGGUUUAUGGCUGCCAGCGGCACCUUUUUCUUGAACAGGUCCAAGCUGGCCCAAGCGAGAAAAGUGCUUGAUGGAGCAUUGCAGAAUUUGAAAGAACAAGAACGUGCCCUUUUCAUUUUCCCCGAAGGUACACGUUCCGGUUUGGAGACGUUGGAUAUGUUGCCGUUCAAGAAGGGCGCUUUCCAUUUGGCGAAACAGGCAAAGAUCCCCAUUAUACCCGUGGUUGUGUCGAACACGUCCACGAUUUUCAAUUCCAAGAAGAAGGGGUUCAACACGGGCGAGAUCACGCUCGAGGUGCUCCCUCCUGUCUCGACCGAGGGGCUAGAGACAAACGAGGAUGUUACUGCGUUGUGCGCUCAGAUUAGAAAAGACAUGAUUAGUACGUUGAAAAAGAUUGGAUAUUCUCAAGCUCCUGGUGUCAAGCCUAACGAAGAGUAUUAUCCCUCCGAGGCGGAGAAUCAAACGGACACAGAGGUAGAGGUUAUAAGUGAAACAACGCCGUUAGUCUCUGAAGAUUGA